CUGGCAUUCGUUUUUAUUGAUCGAGCCAGAACAAGCCCCGAUGAGCCACAGCUUACAUUUGAAGAUCUCUAUUUAUAUGGGAAGUAUGACUAUACGGAUGGGAACUGGCCCUCCUGCGUUGCUUUCAUGAGGAGGGCAAUGGAAGACUUUCACUACGAAUUUUUUAAAAAUUUAUGCAUUUUGAAACGGUUUUAUGGGCUGUCUCUCAGGUACUUCGAAGAUGAAUUGGUGUGGUGCAGGCAGAAGUGCACCCAACAGAUUGAACCACCAGACGAAAGUAUUUUCUCACAAAAACAUGCCCACUCUGAGCGCGCCAUCUGCUUGCUUCGAUGCAAAAGGGAUAAGUUCACUGAAAACAGGCCACCCUUGAAGAAAAUGAACACAUUUUUCGACUUUGUUGAGCGGAAGCCAUAUCAGUAUAUGCACAUAUGCUAUUGGAGGAUGGGUGAACUGGAGAUGGCAGUGAAGAGCGCCUAUACUUUCCUGGUAAAAAAUCCGGAUCAUAAGGAUACUCUUGACGGUAUGGCAUUCUAUAUGGAGCAGCCAGGCUAUGAUGAUAGCAUGCUUAUCGAUCUCCUUCGAAGACCAUAUGAGGUUUAUAAUUGACU
Molecule: messenger RNA, 608 nt
Organism: Strongylus vulgaris
Lineage: Eukaryota; Metazoa; Nematoda; Chromadorea; Rhabditida; Strongylidae
Source: the annotation of a GenBank genome assembly